This is a messenger RNA of Cyprinodon tularosa, 9453 nucleotides long. RefSeq names its product ATP-binding cassette, sub-family A (ABC1), member 2 (gene abca2). Gene Ontology annotation, biological process: transmembrane transport; lipid transport. NCBI's taxonomy places the organism in Eukaryota, Metazoa, Chordata, Actinopteri, Cyprinodontiformes, Cyprinodontidae. Gene Ontology annotation, cellular component: membrane; intracellular membrane-bounded organelle. The record is from RefSeq and is a predicted model, not a curated record. Gene Ontology annotation, molecular function: lipid carrier activity; ATP hydrolysis activity; ABC-type transporter activity.
ACUGAUCCUUUCCUCCGUCACCUCUUCCAUGUCUGCUCUGAGCUCUUCCUUCAGCUCUCCUCCGUCCUCUUUUUAUCCGUCUGUCUUCUCUUUGCUGUGUAUCCAGCCUUUUACAGCGCGGCGCCGCUCACCUCGGCAGGCAUCAUCCCCAUCAUGCAGUCGCUGUGCCCUGAUGGACAGAGGGAUGAGUUUGGAUUCCUGCAGUACAAGAACUCGACAGUGACUCAGCUGCUGGAGCGCAUCAGCGAAGUGGUGGAACAGAACCGCCUCUUCACCUCUGACAGACCGGAUUUGGGCCAAGACCUGAAGACUCUGCAGCAGCGCCUGGAGAGUCUCAGUGCUGCAGCGUUACCACCUGAGUACAACUUCAGCAGCAGCCAAGGUUUUACUCUGGCUGCUGUGAUGAAGAACCAGCAGGAGGUCCAGCGCUUCCUGGUCCAGAACCUCUCCCUGUCUGACUCCAGCGCCCGUACUCUCCUCCACAGUCCAGUCAGCCUCCAACAGGUCUACAGUCUCGUCUUCGGAGCUUCGCUCAAAGACAGCGGAGGGAGCAACAGCAGGAGUCAUGGACCAAAGGGCAUCAGUCAGAGCAAAGUUCUGCAGGUUAAGGAGAAGCUGCUGGGAGGAGUUCAGAGUCUGGAUGGAGGCCUGAUACACAAAGCUCUACAUGAUCCAACUAAAGCCGCCCACAGAAAGGUUCUGGUCCAGAUGAUGUCCUGGGCGCUAGGCCUGACUGCCGCCUCAGACAGCCAGAGGGAGCAUCUUCAGGGGGUUCAGGAGCUGGAGGGAGUUCUCCUGACUGGAUCCAUGCUGGAGUUCCUCACCUGUGGGGAAGGGGGUGCCACUGAGCUCAGGAAGAUUCUGUUGGUGCCUGAGACGCAGCAGGCUGCACUGCAGUCGUACCGCAGUGUGAUGUGCAGCGGGGAGGAGGGUCAAAGGUCAGAGCGCUUCAGGCAGCUGAGCCAGGAGCUCAGAGAACAGAUCGACACACAGAGUGUCGCUGACAAGCUUCAUCUGGAGCAGCCCGGCUACCUGCCCCCCCUCUCCCAGUCCCACCUGGGCGCUCUGUUGAGGGAUUUGGCUGAUGUAGAGAGGCUCCUAAAGGAUGUGGACCUGCUCUCUGGGCUGGCCCGCCUGCUGCUCAAAGGAGCCUGCGCCGGUCAAAACCCGCUGUCCCCAGCCAACGGGACAUGGCCCCUCAACACGACUGCAUGGAGCUCCAACACCACCGACGCUCCCAGGGAGGAUGGAGAGGAGACAGGGGAGGGAGGCGGAAAGGCCAAGGCGGAGGAAGAAAACCCUCACUCUCAGUUUUCGGCUUUCGUCCAGCUGUGGGCGGGGCUACAGCCCAUCCUGUGUGGGAACAACAGGAUCAUUGAGCCUGAAGCGCUGAAGCAGGGGAACAUGAGCUCACUGGGAUUCACCAGCAAGGAACAAAGGAAUCUGGGCCUACUUGUUCAUCUGAUGACUGCAAAUCCCAAGAUCCUCUACUCCCCCAUUGGCUCUCAGGUGGACAAAGUCAUUCAGAAAGCAAAUGAGACGUUUGCGUUUAUUGGGAAUGUGACACAUUACACCCGUGUUUGGCUGAACAUCUCAGCCCAGCUGAGGACCUUUCUGGAAGAGGGCCGACUGCAGAGCCAUCUGUUGUGGCUCGAGCAGCUGUCAUCGGAGCUCCAGCAGCAGCCGAACCUGUUGAACGGCACAGACAGCGAGCUGAUUCAGACUCUGAUGAUGGGAAACUACUCUCUGCCAAACACAUCUGCCCUGCUGGAGCAGCUGGAUACCAUCGACAACGCUGCCUGUGGCUGGACACGCUUCAUGUCAAAGGUCAGCGUUGACGUCUUCAAAGGCUUCCCUGAUGAGGACAGCAUCGUCAACUACACCCUGAGUCAAGCCUACCAGGAUAAUGUGUCGGUGUUUGCCAGUGUGAUUUUCCAGACUAACAGGGACGGUUCUUUGCCACCUCAUGUUCAGUACAAAAUAAGGCAGAACUCCAGCUUCACAGAGAAGACGAAUGAAAUAAGAAGGGCGUACUGGCGACCCGGACCCAACACAGGGGGGAAAUUCUACUUCCUUUACGGCUUCGUCUGGAUUCAAGACAUGAUAGAGCGAGCCAUAAUCAACACAUUUGUUGGCCAUGAUGUGGUGGAGCCUGGGAACUAUGUCCAGAUGUUCCCUUACCCAUGUUAUACCAGGGAUGACUUCCUGUUUGUGAUUGAACACAUGAUGCCUCUCUGCAUGGUGAUCUCCUGGGUUUACUCCGUCGCCAUGAUGAUUCAACACAUCGUAGCAGAGAAAGAACAUCGACUCAAAGAGGUAAUGAAAAUGAUGGGCCUGAACAAUGCAGUCCACUGGGUGGCCUGGUUCAUCACCGGCUUCGUCCAGCUCUCCAUCUCCGUCACCGCUCUCACCGCCAUCUUGAAGUACGGCAGGGUGCUGCUCCACAGUGACCCGCUCAUCAUCUGGCUCUUCCUGACCAUCUACGCCGUGGCCACCAUCAUGUUUUGUUUCCUGGUAUCGGUGAUCUACUCCAAAGCGAAGCUAGCUUCAGCCUGUGGAGGAAUCAUCUACUUCCUCAGCUAUGUGCCCUACAUGUAUGUAGCAAUCAGGGAGGAGGUGGCCCACGAUAAGAUCACUGCCUUUGAGAAGUGUAUUGCUUCCCUAAUGUCCACAACAGCCUUUGGUCUGGGCUCUAAGUACUUUGCUCUGUAUGAGGUGGCUGGUGUGGGCAUCCAGUGGCGCACCAUCAGCCAGUCUCCAGUAGAGGGCGACGACUUUAACCUGAGCCUUUCCAUGAUGAUGCUUAUCAUUGAUGCUGGGGUUUACGCAGUGUUAACCUGGUACAUAGAAGCUGUUCAUCCAGGAAUGUAUGGGCUGCCCCGCCCCUGGUACUUCCCCCUGCAGAGGUCCUACUGGUCAGGCAGUGGACGUGUUGAGACCUGGGAUUGGCCCUGGUGUGGAGGGGGGGCUCCACGGCUAAGUGUGAUGGAGGAGGAUCAAGCGUGUGCCAUGGACCAGCGGAGGUCUGAGGAGAUGCGGGGCAUGGAGGAGGAGCCGACCCACCUGCCUCUGGUGGUCUGCAUAGACAAACUCACCAAAGUGUACAAGACUGGCAGCAAACUGGCCCUCAACAAGCUGAGCCUCAACCUCUACGAAAACCAGGUGGUCUCCUUCCUGGGACACAACGGAGCUGGGAAGACAACAACCAUGUCCAUCCUGACCGGCUUGUUUCCUCCAACCUCUGGCUCUGCCACCAUUUAUGGCCACGACAUCCGGACUGAAAUGGAGCGGAUCCGUCAGAACCUGGGCAUGUGUCCGCAGCACAAUGUUCUGUUUGACAAGCUGAGCGUGGAGGAGCACCUGUGGUUCUACUCCAGGCUCAAGGGCAUGGCGGAGGAGGACAUACGCAAGGAGAUGGACAAGAUGAUUGUGGACCUGGAGUUAUCCAACAAGCGCCACAGCUUGGUCCAGACAUUGUCAGGAGGGAUGAAGAGGAAGCUGUCCGUGGCCAUUGCCUUUGUCGGCGGCUCCAGGGCCGUGAUCCUGGAUGAGCCCACAGCAGGGGUGGAUCCUUAUGCCCGCAGGGCCAUCUGGGACCUCAUCCUGAAGUACAAACAGGGCCGGACCAUCCUGCUCUCCACCCAUCAUAUGGAUGAAGCCGACCUUCUGGGAGAUCGCAUCGCCAUCAUCUCGCACGGCAAGCUGACGUGCUGUGGAACACCUCUGUUUCUGAAGAGCACCUAUGGAGACGGGUACAAACUGACUCUGGUCAAGAAGCAAAGAGAAGGCAGAGGCCAGGGCAGCCAGCCGAAGCCUCCCUCCUCCUCAUCGUCCCCUUCCUCUGCGCUGUCGCCCUGCUCAGAAGCUCGGGUCACCCGGUUCAUUCAGAAGUUUGUGGCAUCCUGCUUGUUGGUGUCUGACUCAAACACGGAGCUCUCCUACAUCCUGCCCUCCGAGUCCGUCAAGAAGGGCUGCUUUGAGAGGCUUUUCCAGGCUUUGGAGCAGAGCCUGGCCAGCCUGGCGCUCACCAGCUUUGGAGUGAUGGACACCACAUUAGAGGAGGUGUUUCUCAAAGUCUCUGAGGAGGACCAGUCUAUGGAUAACAGUGACGCUGAGAUGAAGAGCUCUCCUGGGGGCAGCUCUUUGGGGAAACUCUCCGCAGGAUCAGAAGUCCAAUCUGGACCACAGCCUGAGACCGAACCUUCGGUGCAGAAUGAGAAGUCCGAGGUUGAACUGAGCAAUCUGGUGCAAAGUUCCAGGCUCAGCCAGAGCCAGGCUUCCCUGAGGUCCUCCUCCUCGGUGGGCUCCGUGCGUGGAGAUGAAGGAGGGCUGUAUGCAGACUUCUAUGGAGAUUAUUGCCCUCUGUUUGAAAAUGGCCAGGAGUCAGACUCAGCCAGCCUGAGAGGCGAUGCAGAGAAUCCCUCAGAACCAGAGGUUCUAGAAGGUCAGGGGAGCUUCAAGCUGGAGGGCUGGUGGCUGAAGCUCAGUCAGUUUCAUGGCCUCAUCAUAAAGAGGUUCCACUGUGCCAAGAGGAACACGAAGGGCCUUUUCUCUCAGAUCCUUCUACCUGCUUUCUUCGUCUGUGUUGCUAUGACUGUGGCCCUAUCGGUUCCAGAGAUCGGAGAUCUGCCGCCGCUGAUCUUAUCUCCCUCUCAGUAUCAUAAUUACACGCAGCCCAGAGGCAACUUCAUUCCCUACGCCAAUGAAGACAGACCCCAGUACAGGAGUAAGCUUUCACCAGAUGCCCGUCCACAGAAGAUCAUCAACACCCUCCGUCUCCCCUCGGGUGUGGGGGCAACAUGCAUCCUCAAGACUCCCUUUAACAGCACCCUGGACCAGCUAGCCCAGACCCUCAACCCCAGUGCCAACGACUCCAAGACUCUGGCUGCCCAGUACUUUGACUCCAUGUGUCUGGACUCCUUCACCCAGGGGGUCCCUCUGUCCAACUUCGUCCCCCCACCACCUUCCCCAGCUCCUUCAGAUGAUCCAGACCCUCGUUUUGUUGAUGGGUUAUGGAACUUUACUGUUGCCCCUCCAACCACUGUACACGAGCCUGUCACAUCUCCUCCCACCCUCCCGCUGUCCAUCCAUGAGCCAGUCCGAUGCACCUGUUCGAUGCAGGGCACCGGCUUCUCCUGCCCCAGUGGGGUUGGAGGACGCCCCCCUCUCAUGAAAGUGGUGACAGGGGACAUCCUGGUGGACAUCACAGGACGAAACGUCUCAGAGUAUCUGCUCUUCACCUCAGACAGAGUGCGGCUCCACAGAUACGGAGGUUUAACUGUGGGGAACAUCCAGAAAUCCAUCCCUGCUUCCUUUGGGAGGAACAUUCCUCCAAUGGUUCGUAAGAUCGCAGUACGCAGAUCAGCUCAGGUCCUGUACAACAACAAAGGCUACCACAGCAUGCCCACCUACCUGAACGUCCUGAACAACGCCAUCCUGCGCGCCAACCUGCCUGCCUCCAAAGGAAACCCAGCUGCUUAUGGUAUCACACUGACCAACCACCCAAUGAAUCGAACCAGUGCCAGCCUUUCUUUGGACUACCUGCUCCAAGGCACAGAUGUGGUGAUCGCCAUCUUCAUUAUUGUCGCCAUGUCCUUUGUACCUGCAAGCUUUGUGGUUUUCCUGGUUGCAGAGAAAUCCACUAAAGCCAAACACCUGCAGUUUGUCAGCGGCUGUGACCCUGUCAUCUAUUGGUUGGCCAACUAUGUCUGGGACAUGCUGAACUACCUGGUACCCGCCACAUGCUGCGUUAUCAUUCUGUUUGUGUUUGACCUGCCGGCCUACACAUCACCAACCAACUUCCCUGCCGUUCUCUCCCUGUUUCUACUCUAUGGGUGGUCCAUUACCCCCAUCAUGUAUCCAGCAUCCUUCUGGUUUGAAGUUCCCAGUACAGCCUAUGUCUUCCUCAUCGUCAUUAACCUCUUCAUAGGCAUCACUGCAACCGUGGCCACAUUCCUCCUGCAGCUCUUUGAGCAUGACAAGGAUCUGAAGAGAGUCAACAGUUACCUGAAGUCCUGCUUCCUCAUCUUCCCCAACUACAACCUGGGACACGGCCUGAUGGAGAUGGCCUACAACGAGUACAUCAACGAGUACUAUGCCAAGAUAGGUCAGUUUGACAAGAUGAAAUCUCCGUUUGAGUGGGAUAUUGUGACUCGAGGACUCGUUGCUAUGACGAUUGAAGGCUUCGUCGGCUUUCUCAUCACCAUCCUUUGCCAGUACAACUUCCUGAGGAAACCUCCGAGGGUCCCGGUCAGCUGCCAGCCGAUUGAUGACGAUGACGUAGAUGUUGCCAGUGAGAGAGAAAGAGUGCUGCGCGGCGACGCCGACGGCGACAUGCUGCAGAUCGAGAACCUGACAAAGGUAUAUAAGUCCAGGAAGAUGGGUCGCAUCCUGGCCGUGGACCGCCUGUGUCUGGGCGUCCGGCCUGGAGAGUGCUUCGGACUUCUGGGAGUGAACGGAGCAGGAAAGACCAGCACUUUUAAGAUGCUGACAGGAGAUGAGUGCACUACAGGAGGAGAGGCUUUCAUCAAUGGAAACAGUAUCCUGAAGGACCUGCUACGUGUUCAGCAGAGCAUCGGCUACUGUCCUCAGUUUGAUGCUCUGUUUGACGACCUAACUGCCAGGGAGCAUCUGCAGCUCUACACUCGCCUCCGUGGGAUUCCCUGGAAGGACCAGGGGAGGGUUGUGCAGUGGGCUUUAGAAAAGCUGGAGCUCUCAAAGUAUGCAGACAAACCCGCCGGCACUUACAGCGGAGGAAACAAGCGCAAGCUUUCCACAGCUAUUGCUCUGAUCGGAUACCCGUCUCUUAUCUUCCUGGAUGAGCCCACCACUGGCAUGGACCCUAAGGCCCGCAGGUUCCUCUGGAAUUUAAUCCUUGAUAUCAUCAAAACCGGGCACUCUGUUGUUCUCACGUCACACAGCAUGGAGGAAUGUGAGGCUUUGUGCACCCGACUGGGAAUUAUGGUAAAUGGGAGGUUUAAAUGUCUGGGCAGCAUCCAGCAUCUGAAGAACAGGUUUGGAGAUGGCUACAUGAUAACUGUGAGGACCAAAAGCAGCUCCAAUGUGAAGGAGGUGGUACGAUUCUUCAACAGAAACUUCCCAGAGGCCAUUCUGAAGGAGCGCCACCACACCAAGGUCCAGUACCAGCUGAAGUCUGAGAGGAUCUCCCUGGCUCAGGUCUUCAGUAAGAUGGAGCAGGUGGUGGAGGUCCUGGGCAUAGAGGACUACUCCGUCAGUCAGACCACGCUGGACAAUGUGUUUGUUAACUUUGCCAAGAAGCAGAGCGACAACCUGGAGCAGCAGGACGUGUUGGCCCCUGGUGAUGGGCAGUCCCCCUUGCAGCGCCUCUUUAGCUUCCUGAAGGUUCGGCCUGCCAACACAGAGCUUAAUGCUCUGAUCAGCGAGGAACCAGAGGAGCUGGAGAGCGAUGAUGAUGAAGGACUCAUCAGCUUUGAGGAGGAAAGGGUGCAGCUCUCCUUCAACACAGACACCCUCUGUUAGAAGCGGACCUCGGGAGCAGAGAGACUGAACCGAUCCCACUUUGUUGGACCAAUGAGGCCUAGAGAGCGAGCAGAGGGGAUCCCUGACCAGAACUCUCCGUCUUGGGGAGCGGUUUGAUCCUGAAGCUCUGCAGGCAGAGAGGCAGCCGCAGGAUGGACGAUCCUUCCAUCCAGUUUAUCUGAGAAUGUAUGAGAUGCUGCACCUGAAGCAGCGGAGGAACCAGAACCCUUUCCACUAAACUCAGAGAGCAUGCAGUCUGAUGGGAGAUCUCUUCCCCCAGCAGCAGGUUUAGAGAGGAGCUUUCUGGCGUCUGACCCCAGAGGCCAUCCGCUCCGCCUGGUCGGCGUCGUCCUUCUAUGAACUUGCUCCAACGUCGUGUUUCUUCAUUGUCUUUUGUGCUUUAAACUUUUCAUCAUUUUGUGCACUUGAAGUUUGUUUCUGUAAAGAUAUGUAGAAAAGUCCAGGAGGAGACGACUCCACCAUCACUGUGACACCAAAACCAACCCAGCCCACAGGACUGACCACCAGAACCAACCUGUUUAUUAUUUAGAAGAUCAUCAACUAAGGUUUAUGUAAAUGUUAAAAGAAAACAAGCUUCUGGAUAUGUGUCGGCAUGAAAAUGGAAUAUCUGCUGAGGUUCUGUUGCAAUGUGUUUCUUCCUCAUCCCCCAGGCGUCGCUAAGCUGGCUGAUGAUGGUACCGUUAGACUGGAUCCUGAUUCAGCUUGUUUUAAACCGGUACCAGCUGAGUCUGAUGUUCACUUUUUCCUAUUAAUAAAACAAUCAGGAAUCAGUGUAGUUCCUGGUUCCCUAUGAAUGUAAAAAUAUAACAAUAUUCCGUUUAAGCAGAACUGAACCUGAAUCCAGAAGCUGGGCCCAGAGGCGGUUCUAGACGGGGGGCCAACAGGGGUCUGUGCCCCUAUAGAACUAGUCCUGGCCCCUUUUAUGGGCCCUGUUCUGAAAACACACACAACGAAACAGAUGCAAUUGGCAGAUGCAAUUAUUAAAAAAAUAUACUUUUUAGAUCGGUUUUUGCAGUAUAACUAAAUAAAUUUGUGAUGAUCAUAUGUGAUGAAAGAUGAGACUAACUGAUUUGUACCUUGGACCAAUUGGAUAUUUUGCCUGGACAGCUUACUUUAACAAUUAUUUAGAAAUUGCAGCUUUAGCUUCACCUGCUCUGAGAAAUGAUCACAGUUUUUAUCUUUUAGAUCAAGUGUGCAACCUGAAUUUUAUGGCUCAUUUAUAAUACUAAAAACUCUCAUCCUAGGAUUUUUUUUUCUUUAGUUCUAUAUACCUACCCCGCCCAAAAAAACAACAAUGGCCCCAUCAUGUCCGCUUGAUAUAUUUUGUCUAGAACCACCAAUGGCUGGGUCCAUCCUCACUGCUGCCAUGGCAACCAGCUGAAAGAUUCAGGUGUGUUUUAACUCACUGCCAUCAUCUUUCACCGUAGAGGUCCUGCACAGAACCUGGGUGAAAGGUAAGGAUCCGUAGAGAUGAGGAGGAGCUGCUUUCAGCGCUUCUGGAUUUAUCUUCGGUUUCUGUCAUCAUGCCAUCGUCAGGAACCAGAACCAAGCCAAAAUAAAGGGGAUCAGAUCCAUUUAGAGACCAGAUCAUUUCUGUUUAGUCUAAAAAAUAAACGUAAGACUUGAUCGACUCGGCAGGAUCAGUAAUUCAUGUCACCAGCAGCAGAUUUAUGCAAUCCUUUCAAAUCUGGAGUUAACAUGACUCAGCAGGUUGUGGUCUGGAGGAUGUUUCCAUGGCAGCAGCAGCAUUAUUAUUCUACUGUAACGAUCCAUCUCUUUAGAGAUUGACUGGAGGAAACUGUUCUUCUCAGAAAUUUUGAUUCUUUUUCUUUUGGGUUGUUGUCCUGUUUUCACACCAGUGCAUCCAUGUACAGACGGCUCAGAUGUUCCUAAUAAAGCUUUAUGUGAGCAUAAAUUCACCCAGGAAAGAGA